Spodoptera exigua (beet armyworm) is the source of this 1500-nucleotide messenger RNA. The record is from the annotation of a GenBank genome assembly. NCBI's taxonomy places the organism in Eukaryota, Metazoa, Arthropoda, Insecta, Lepidoptera, Noctuidae.
AUGUUGCCAGCCCUGCUGUACGCCACCAUAUUCGGCCACGUCACCACCAUCAUCCAGCAGAUGACCUCCGCCACGGCCAAGUACCACGACAUGCUGAACAACGUGCGUGAGUUCAUGAAGCUGCACGAGGUGCCCAAGGCGCUGAGCGAGCGCGUCAUGGAUUACGUGGUGUCCACGUGGGCCAUGACCAAGGGGUUGGACACCGACAAGGUAAGGCGGUUGCCGCGGGGGGCGGGGAGGGGGGCCGGGCCGGGCGCCGCUGACCGCGAGCGUGCGCAGGUGCUGAACUACUGCCCCAAGGACAUGAAGGCGGACAUCUGCGUGCACCUGAACCGCAAGGUGUUCAACGAGCACCCCGCCUUCCGCCUGGCGUCGGACGGCUGUCUGCGCGCGCUGGCCAUGCACUUCCAGAUGUCGCACUCCGCGCCCGGGGACCUGCUCUACCACACGGGCGAGUCCAUCGACUCGCUCUGCUUCAUAGUCACGGGCAGCCUCGAGGUCAUCCAGGACGAUGAGGUUGUCGCUAUUCUCGGUAAGGGCGACGUGUUCGGCGACUCGUUCUGGAAGGACAGCGCCGUGGGGCAGUCCGCGGCCAACGUGCGCGCCCUCACGUACUGCGACCUGCACACCAUCAAGCGCGACCGCCUGCUGGAGGUGCUGGACUUCUACCAGGCCUUCGCCAACAGCUUCGCGCGCAACCUCACCCUCACCUACAACCUGCGCCACCGCCUCAUCUUCCGCAAGGUGGCCGACGUGCGCCGCGAGCGCGAGCUCAUGGAGCGCCGCAAGCGCGAGCCCCAGCUCGAGCAGGCGCAGGACCAUCUCGUGCGCAAGAUCUUCUCGCGCUUCCGCCGCGAGCGCAGCGUGGCCGCCGCCCCCGCGCCCGCGCCGCGCCCCGCGCCCGCCGCGCCCGCGCCCGACCCCGAGCGCGGCGAGCCCGCGCCCUCCGCGCCCGUCGCGCCCGCCGCGCCCGCGGCUGCCCGCGGCAAGUGGGGCCGCCUACUGGCCACGGGGUCGCUGGACGCGGGCGCAGCCGAGCCCGCGCGGGGCGCCUUCACGCGCAGCCUAAGCGCGCGCGACCGCCCGGCCGCGGCGGACGGAUCCGCCGCCGCGCCCCCGGCAUCGGCCUCCACCGCGCCCCCGGCCGCGCUACCUGCUGUGUCAGCGCUCUCGCUCAAGGCCACGUUCGCCAAGGGGCGCAGCGCCAGCGCCGCCAGCUCGCGCCAGGACACCAUCGAGGAGGAGCUCGAGGAGCGCCGGCCGCCCGCGGCGCCCUCGCAGUCUGUGCAGCCUGUGCAGCCUGUGCAGCCCGUGCAGGCCGCGCAGGCAGCGCAGCCCGCGCCGGCCGUGCAGUCUGUGCAGUCUGUGCAGUCUGUGCAGUCUGUGCAGUCUGUGCAGUCCGUCCAGGCGGCGCAUGCGUCCCAUGACGCGGCACUGGCUGAGCUACGUCGGGAUGUACGCAACGAAGUGCAAAGACUACAGCAGAAGGUUAGAAUCUAG